UCAUUAGUGCAGCACUGAUUCUCUGGUCCUGCUACUGUCAGUAGUUGCAUACUAGCACAUGAGAUACUUCACACAGCCAGUGCGUCGCCGUUAGCAGCUACCUGCUAAAACAAAUCUAACGUUUGGGAUCUUUGUCACUGGUCAGUGAUGAUUGGGAGAUGAUGGAAAGAAGAUGCAGCACAGGACUAUUGGUGCUCUGUGUGUGUGCGGCUGUGUUCAACUACGUCUCUGCCUCUCCAGAGGUCUGCACUAAUUCCCUCCUGCCUGGGGCUAAAGGAGACCAAGGGGAGGCUGGAGAGGAGGGAGAUCCAGGAAAACUGGGGAAGACUGGACCACCAGGAUUUCCAGGAGUGCCAGGAGAGAAGGGACUUAGAGGAGACGUGGGCCACACAGGAAAGAUGGGACCUACUGGAGAGAAGGGUCACAAAGGUGAUACAGGUUUGGAUGGGCCCUCCGGUCUGAAAGGGAAACCAGGCACCACAUGUGACUGUGGCAGGUACAGGAAGGUGGUUGGACAACUGGAGGACAAUACAGGCAAGCUGAGGAACGCUGUCAAGUUUUUGAAAAAUGUCAUCUUGGGGCUGAAGGAAACAGAAGAGAGGUACUACCUACUGGUGAAGGAGCCCAAGAGGUUCAGAGAGGCUUCAAUGAACUGCAAGCUAAGAGGAGGCACCCUGGCCAUGCCGAAAACCACCAGCACCAACAGUCUCAUGGCAGACUACGUCAGUCGGGCAGGACUGACAAGAGUUUACAUAGGAGUGCAGGCUCAAAGCAAGGACGCAGAUGGAACAAGCCGUUAUGUUUAUGCAGACUCCAGCCCUCUGGAGAGGUUUGCAGCCUGGAGUCAAGAGGAGGAGGUAAAUUCCAGAUUAUCGCCUACCACAAACUCCAGCUGUGUGGAGCUGCUCAGCACUGGAACAUGGGGUCAUGUGGAGUGUGAGGCAGCCAUGUUUUUCAUCUGUGAGUUCCCAAAGAGCAGGAGAAGAGGAUGAGGAACAGGAGGAAGAGGAAGAGGGACACCUGCCUUAGUGUCAUCAUGAGUUAAUCAGACAUUCAGAUUUGCAUAUAUACAUAAAGUACAUAUAUAUUUACAUGUGUGUUCAUAUGUAUGUUUUUUUUAUAUAUAUAUACCCUUGUCUGUUUAAUGUAACACAGAAAUAAAUACACAGAAAUAGCAACUUAGAAAGUCAAAGUUUUGCAAACAGUUACCUUUUUUCACCAAAAGUGAAAGUUUAAAUUGUAUAACUGUUAAAUUCCAACCAUCUACCAAUUUCUGUACAGUUGUGUUGAAUUCAUCUAACCAAGUAUAGGCUCACUGCAUAAUAUUGGAGCUAUGAGUCUUUACAAGACACUGAGUCUGGAUCUGGUGUUGUCUAAUAGCGAAUGAAUAUUAUGGAAGUUAUUAUUUUAAAACCCCAAAAUACAAUUGACUGUUCUUUAAAUAGAAGUAACAGCAAUACUCUGCAUUUAAAGUUUAAUAGGUGGUGUCUUUAUUAAACCUUUCCAAAAACUAAAAGCACAUGCCCAAAAGUGUAAAGAAUGGAUUAAACGGUGCGUUUAUCUGCUCCAACAUGAGAUGCACUCGUUAGCAUGCCUGGCUAACCUAACCCAGCCUUACAUUUACAAGGUAAAGUAGCAUUUCAUACUGAAUUAUUUUGUUGGCUGGAUGCUUUUGUCUUUGAUGUGAUUCAGGCUCUCCCAUCACACUGUACGGUCCAACACAAACAGUAUGCUCACAAUCAUACACAUUAUCCUACUGCUUCCCAAAUGUCAAGUGCCAGUGUUGAUGUUUGGACUCUUUCCACUGAUUAUAAUUACUCCUCCUGAACAUAUAUAAGAUACUAGACAGUCUGAUAACAACUGUUCCUUGUCUCUAUAGUAAUUGUACAUUUUUAUAACAUGCAUGUCCUUCAAACAUAGCCUACUGUUUAUUUUUCUCAUUUGUUAUAUCAAAUAAAAAACAAAAAUAAAAAGGUAAAGGUGAU
Messenger RNA from Xiphias gladius (swordfish), 1985 nucleotides. It is a transcript of the gene colec10, whose product is annotated as collectin sub-family member 10 (C-type lectin). The record is from RefSeq and is a predicted model, not a curated record. NCBI's taxonomy places the organism in Eukaryota, Metazoa, Chordata, Actinopteri, Istiophoriformes, Xiphiidae. Bases 159 to 992 code for a protein of 277 amino acids. The transcript is spliced from 7 exons.